Messenger RNA from Galleria mellonella (greater wax moth), 1320 nucleotides. RefSeq lists its product as uncharacterized. The coding region runs from base 57 to 1043 and encodes 328 amino acids. The record is from RefSeq and is a predicted model, not a curated record. The transcript is spliced from 2 exons. Lineage: Eukaryota; Metazoa; Arthropoda; Insecta; Lepidoptera; Pyralidae.
GUUUGAUAUGAUCCUGAGAUCAUUUUGUUACGACAGUCUGAAAUCAAAGCACAGUCAUGUACAAAGUGUUGAUAUUCGCCGCUAUCCUUGGACUUUCCGCCGCGAAGACGAAGCCCAUUGGAUUAUAUGACUAUGCUGCUCCAGCCGUUGCAUACUCCGCUCCAAAUGUAGCAACUAUUGGUGCCCCAGCAGCUGCUGUUGCUGCUCUAGUUACCACAUACGCCGCCCCGGCAUCCGCGGUUGCUGCCCCAGUAACCACCUAUGCUUCUCAUGUACCUGCCACCUACUCCACCCCUACAGCAGCUGUUUCCGUCCCUGCUGCUGUGGCAUAUUCUGCUCCCACUGCAGCCUUUGCAGCCCCUGCGCCCGUCACAUACUCUGCCCCAAAUGCUGCCUUUGCCGCCCCAGCAGUUGCGUAUGCUAGACCCUUAACGGCUGCCCCAGCAGUCUCUUACGCGAGACCCUUAACAACUGCCCCGACAGUCUCUUACCCUAGAACCUUUUCGGUUGCUCCAGCAUUUUCUUAUCCUAGACCUACCCCAGCAGUCUCUUAUGCAAGAUCCUUAACGGCAGCUCCAACAAUCUCUUACCCUAGACCCAUAACGUCUGCCCCAGCAAUCUCUUACGCGAGUCCCAUCACAGCUGCCCCUGCCAUCGCUUAUGCUAGACCUUAUCCGGCUGCCGCAGCAGUGCCUUACCCGAGACCGUUAACGGCCGCUCCAGCAAUUUCUUAUGCAAGACCCGUAGUAGCCCAACCCGCUGUUACUUCAGUUGCACCUGCUCCAGUAACUUACGGCGGCUACGCUGCUACUCCUGGAUAUGGCCCCGGCGUUUACUCUGGAUACGGCCCCGUCGCUUAUUCUGGAUAUGGUCCUGUAGCUUAUUCUGGACAUGGUCCCGUAGCUUAUUCUGGACAUGGCCCCGUAGCAUAUUCUGGACAAGGCCCCGUAGCUUAUUCUGGACAUGGCCCCGUAGCUUAUUCUAGAUAUGGCCCCGUCGCUUAUUCUGGAUACGGAAAUGGUGUGUCAAGUUACUUGAAGUGAAGAGUAAUUUUCUAGUCAGUAGAUAUACGCACAAACUUUUAGAAUAUUAACUAGGUAUGCUUAUUUUCCUAAUUUGUCAUAAUUUAUAAAUGUGAUAUAGUGUAAAUGUCUGUUAGGAAUAUAAGUAAGACAAUUUCUUUUAUUUAUUUUUGUAUACGAAAAUUAUGUGAAUUUAUAAAUUAAUGUUAUCAAAUUAGUAGUGUAAUUUAAAUUAUUUGUCUUUAUUAUUUGUUUCUGCAAUUACUUUCAUUAUUUAUUUGUUGCUUGUUUUUAUUUA